Molecule: messenger RNA, 1786 nt
Organism: Coregonus clupeaformis (lake whitefish)
Lineage: Eukaryota; Metazoa; Chordata; Actinopteri; Salmoniformes; Salmonidae
Product: zinc finger protein 185
Exons: 12
Coding region: 192-1241 (349 amino acids)
Source: RefSeq, a predicted model, not a curated record
CUGUGAAAGACGUCCCUCCUGUAUCUGUGAAAGCCGUCUCUCCUGUAUGUGUGAAAGACGUCCCUCCUGUAUGUGUGAAAGCUGUCUCUCCUGUAUCUGUGAAAGACGUCCCUACUGUAUGUGUGAAAGACGUCCUCCUUCCAGCCCCCGUCAUAGUUGACACCCCAGCAGUGAAGCCAGGGUGUACCAAAAUGGCUACUCCACUUCCUGAGUUGACAGUUGAGGUGAUGAAAAAGUUGUCCCCAGAGAGUGGUGUCCCGUUGAAAGACGUCCCCCCAGUGUACCCUGUAUUAGUGUCCCCUGUCCCAUAUAACUCAGUGAAGACGGAUCCUGCCCCAGUGGACACUCUGACAGCCCUGUCGGACACACUUAUCUCCUUCGACACAGGUUCAUCCAGUCUAGAAGAAGAGUUGGUAGAGCCCAUCCCUCCCAGCCCAGGAUUUUGGAGUCAAGAGCUUCUCAGUGGAUCAGACAGAUAUAGUGUCUCGACCGAGGUAGUGGCCCCUGACAGUCCGACCCCUAGUACUGACUCCAGUGUGAAUGAAAAUAUGUUGGAGGCCCUUGCAGACGACGUUAUCCCCAUCGACAGGACCACAAACACAACAAGACUGACAUGGAAGAGGUCCUGGGACGUCAACCCCAUCACUACCACAGACAAGAGUGAGGAUGAGGAGGAUGAGGAGCAGGAGGAGCAGGAGGAUCCACAGGUAUCCCUGGUCACGGUUCAGAAACAGUCAUCUGAGAGUGAGUCACCAUGGGAUAGAUGGAGUGCACCUACUGUCUAUAAAGAGAAGGAGACUGAGAAGAGAGACCCAGAGCCUUCAAUGGACCGUUCUAACUCCUACUCCAGCACCUUGGACAGUUCUGCAAACCAGAGACCCAAGUCACCAGACACUGAGUCCAAGAAGGGUUUUGUAUAUCUGAAGGAGUAUGUGAACGCUACAGACCUAACCAAACACAACACUAGAGACGAUCCUGACUAUGUAACGUCUAGUUCUAGCAGCCAUUUCUACAGCAGCCCCUCCUCUUCCACCAGGUCUACCAUGACGUCUGCCUGUACGUAUUGUGGAGAGCAGGUGGGCAACGAUGCCAAGAUCACCAUCGAGCACCUAAACAUCUCCUGCCACCCGGCCUGCUUCAAGUGUGGUGUUUGCAGUAAGCCAAUGGGAGACUUUCUGUUCAACAUGUUCCUGCACAAAGGGACCGUCCACUGUGAGAGCUGCUACUCCAACGUCUUCUAGGAUGCUUCCUUUCCUUGUCUCUUUUCCUUCACGGCCACAGAGGUGACAAGACUGGAUGGCUGAUAUAACUGCUCUCUCCCAUCAAGGCCUGUCGUCUGCUAACAGACAGGGACACUGCACCUUUAGUUUGACAUGAAUUUCCAUGGGUCAGAUUUUGUUUUCAUACCUUUGUAUGGAUCCUACUGAAUUGAAUGAGGUUAACACUGGAAUACUAUGGCAGUUAUUCUAUGGUUUAGGGUUGGUAAAGAUAAUAAUAUGAUCAUAUUACUGAUAUAGUUGAAUCUUCCGUCCGUUUGCAUGUCCACCUUUUUUUUGCCUUUAAUUCUCCUUAAAGGCCCAUUGCAGUCAAUAACAUGAUUUUCCUGUGUUUUAUAUAUAUUUCCACACUAUGAGGUUGGAAUAAUACUGUGAAAUUGUGAAAAGUAUGAUAAUUCCCUUUUAGUAGUGUAAGAGCUCUUUGAAUAGACUUCCUGAAAUGUCAGCCUGUUUUGGUGGAAGGGAGUUCUGGCCUUCCAUGGUGACAUCACCAGGCGGUAUACGUUAAU